AUGUGCCGCAAAAAGCUCCGCAUGGCCAACGUCCACCGCGCCAGGCGUCCUCUUAAGCAGAAAUGGCCACCCAACCGGCAUGUCUUGCUUGAAUCUUAUUUCGACUUUACUUUACCCUCCGCGACCGUUGAGUCCCCGACCAAGAGAAUAUGCGACCGUCGCGCACCUUCCGUUGCCACGUCCCAGACUCUAUGUCCCAACACGACGAGCGAGGAUCAUCAGUUGGCACAUCGUCUGUCGGACCCUCUAUACCCCAAAAGUGGAUUUAUCGCUACGGGCGAGACAACCAUUACUGAACAAGGAAGUUCUGCACCUAUGUCCGAGAAGAUGACGCAGCAUGAGACCGAAUGA
Messenger RNA from Pyricularia pennisetigena, 351 nucleotides. RefSeq lists its product as uncharacterized. The transcript is spliced from 2 exons. Lineage: Eukaryota; Fungi; Ascomycota; Sordariomycetes; Magnaporthales; Pyriculariaceae. Bases 1 to 351 code for a protein of 116 amino acids. The record is from RefSeq and is a predicted model, not a curated record.